Molecule: messenger RNA, 4727 nt
Organism: Xiphias gladius (swordfish)
Lineage: Eukaryota; Metazoa; Chordata; Actinopteri; Istiophoriformes; Xiphiidae
Gene: atp9b
Product: ATPase phospholipid transporting 9B
Exons: 29
Coding region: 26-3418 (1130 amino acids)
Biological process (GO): retrograde vesicle-mediated transport, Golgi to endoplasmic reticulum; phospholipid translocation; endocytosis
Cellular component (GO): endosome; trans-Golgi network; plasma membrane
Molecular function (GO): ATPase-coupled intramembrane lipid carrier activity; ATP binding; magnesium ion binding
Source: RefSeq, a predicted model, not a curated record
ACAGUCUCAGCUACAUGCCAGCAAAAUGAGAAAUGGCCUUGACUUUAUAGUAACCAAGGAAGCUGCACUACAUAGAGUGAACCUGAUAUCUUCUUGGGUACCCAAUACUCAUUGUGGUCCACAAUACUCUCUAGAAGAUGAGCCCUCUAACCUGGACGAGAUGCCUCUGAUGAUGUCGGAGGAAGGCUUUGAGAAUGACGAGAGCGAUUAUCAGACACUGCCCCGGGCGAGAGUCAAUCAGAGACAGAGGGGCCUCGGGUGGUUCCUCCUGGGAGGGUGGAAAGUCCUCUGUGGCAGCUGCUGUGACUGCCUGGUCCAUGUAUGUCGGAGGAAGAAGGAGCUGAAGGCCAGGACGGUUUGGCUCGGCUGCCCGGAGAAAUGUGAAGAGAAGUACCCCAAAAAUGGCAUUAAAAACCAGAAGUACAACAUUUUCACCUUUGUGCCUGGGGUUCUCUACCAGCAGUUCAAGUUCUUUCUCAAUCUCUACUUUCUGGUGGUGGCCUGUUCCCAGUUUGUGCCAUCACUGAAAAUUGGAUAUUUAUACACAUACUGGGCACCUCUGGGUUUUGUGUUAGCUGUUACAAUGGUGCGAGAGGCCGUGGAUGAAGUGCGACGCUACCAGCGGGACAAAGAGAUGAACUCCCAACUCUACAGCAAGCUCACAGUGAGAGGUAAAAUUCAAGUGAAGAGUUCAGACAUACAAGUUGGAGAUCUGAUCAUCGUUGAGAAGAACCAAAGGAUUCCUGCAGACAUGAUAUUCCUGAGAACAUCAGAGAAAAAUGGUUCGUGUUUCAUCAGAACAGAUCAGCUGGACGGCGAAACAGACUGGAAAUUGAAAGUUGCUGUUGGCUGCUCACAACGACUACCAGCAGUGGGGGACCUCUUCUCCAUCAGCGCCUACGUCUACGCCCAGAAGCCUCAGCUGGACAUCCACAGUUUUGAGGGCAACUUCACAAGGGAAGACACGGACCCACAGAUCCAUGAGAGUCUGAGCAUUGAAAACACUCUUUGGGCGAGCACAGUUGUUGCAUCUGGCACGGUGAUAGGGGUGGUGAUCUACACAGGCAAAGAGACCAGAAGUGUACUGAACACGUCCUAUGCCAAGAACAAGGUUGGCCUGCUGGACCUGGAGCUGAAUCGCCUCACCAAGGCCCUGUUCCUGGCCCAGGUGGUUCUGUCUGUUGUCAUGGUAGCGCUGCAGGGGUUUGUGGGUCCCUGGUUCCGCAACCUUUUCCGAUUCAUCGUGCUUUUCUCUUACAUCAUUCCCAUCAGCUUGCGUGUCAAUCUGGACAUGGGGAAGUCGGCCUACGGCUGGAUGAUCAUGAAAGACGAAAACAUCCCCGGCACUGUUGUGAGAACCAGCACCAUCCCUGAAGAACUGGGCCGGCUUGUCUAUCUGCUGACAGACAAGACAGGAACUCUGACACAGAAUGAAAUGAUCUUCAAGCGGCUGCACCUGGGAACAGUGUCCUAUGGCACAGACACCAUGGAUGAGAUACAGAGCCACAUAUUCCAGUCAUAUGCGCAGGUAACUUCCCAGCCUUCCAAUAGUAGCACCAGUGGCUCGACUCCAUCGCGGAAGACCCAGGCGUCCGGCCCAAAGGUUCGUAAGAGCGUCAGCAGUCGCAUCCACGAGGCUGUGAAGGCCAUCGCCUUGUGUCACAAUGUCACGCCCGUCUACGAGUCACAUGCCAGCGUAAAUGGAGAGACGGAGUCUGCCGAGGCUGACCAGGACUUCAGUGAUGAUAACCGCACCUACCAGGCCUCCAGCCCUGAUGAGGUGGCACUGGUGCGGUGGACAGAGAGCAUUGGCCUGACCCUGGUGAACAGAGACCUGACCUCCCUGCAGCUGAAGACUCCUUCAGGACAGAUUCUCUCCUUCUACAUCCUGCAGAUCUUUCCCUUCACCUCCGAGAGCAAAAGGAUGGGCAUCAUCGUCAGGGAGGAGUCAACAGGAGACAUUACUUUCUACAUGAAGGGUGCUGAUGUUGCCAUGGCGAGCAUCGUCCAGUAUAACGACUGGUUGGAAGAAGAGUGCGGGAACAUGGCGAGAGAAGGCCUGAGGACGCUGGUGGUGGCCAAGAAGUCUCUGUCCGAGGAGCAGUAUCAGGACUUUGAGAAUCGCUACAACCAGGCAAAGCUGAGCAUCCAUGACCGAACCCUGAAGGUUGCAGCAGUGGUGGAGAGCCUAGAGAGGGAGAUGGAGCUUCUGUGUCUGACCGGCGUGGAAGACCAGCUCCAAGCAGAUGUCAGGCCCACGCUGGAGCUGCUCAGAAACGCUGGCAUCAAGAUCUGGAUGUUGACGGGGGACAAGCUUGAGACGGCCACAUGCAUCGCCAAAAGCUCCCAUUUGGUCUCCAGAAACCAGGACGUCCACGUCUUCAGACCGGUCUCAAACAGAGGAGAGGCCCAUCUGGAGCUCAACGCCUUCAGAAGGAAACAUGACUGUGCUCUAGUCAUCUCUGGAGACUCCUUAGAGGUGUGUCUGAAGUAUUACGAGCAUGAGUUUGUGGAGCUGGCGUGUCAGUGUCCGGCAGUGGUCUGCUGUCGCUGCUCCCCGACUCAGAAGGCCGAGAUUGUCAGACUGCUCCAGCAGCACACAGCCAACAGAACCUGUGCCAUAGGUGAUGGGGGAAAUGAUGUCAGCAUGAUCCAGGCUGCACACUGUGGUAUUGGAAUUGAAGGAAAGGAAGGGAAGCAGGCGUCUCUGGCCGCAGACUUCUCCAUCACUCAGUUUAAGCACAUUGGUCGUCUGCUUAUGGUUCAUGGCAGGAACAGCUACAAGCGCUCCGCAGCGUUGGGUCAGUUUGUCAUGCACAGAGGCAUGAUCAUCUCCACCAUGCAGGCGGUCUUCUCCUCCAUAUUCUUCUUUGCCUCCGUGCCCUUGUACCAGGGUUUCCUCAUGGUGGGGUAUGCCACUAUCUACACCAUGUUUCCAGUGUUCUCCUUGGUUCUGGACCAAGAUGUGAAGCCAGAGAUGGCUCUGCUCUACCCAGAGCUUUACAAAGACCUCACCAAGGGGCGUUCAUUGUCCUUCAAGACUUUCCUCAUUUGGGUUUUGAUCAGUGUCUAUCAAGGUGGCAUCCUCAUGUACGGCGCAAUGGUGCUGUUUGAGUCAGAGUUCGUGCACGUGGUCGCCAUCUCCUUCACGGCGCUCAUCCUGACGGAGCUGCUGAUGGUGGCGCUGACGAUUCGCACCUGGCACUGGCUCAUGGUGGUGGCCGAGUUCUUCAGUCUUGGCUGCUACCUCGCCUCACUCGCCUUCCUCAAUGAGUACUUUGACUUGUCGUUCAUCACGACUUGGCCUUUCCUGUGGAAGGUGUCCGCCAUCACGCUGGUUAGCUGUCUUCCACUCUACAUUAUCAAAUACCUGAAGCGCAAGUUUUCCCCGCCAAGCUACUCCAAACUAUCCUCAUGAGCCAAACUUGGAUUACCUGAAGUUUGUUUUGUAGUUUUGUGCUUCUCUGAGCUUUCUAUUUUCAGAGCUUUUUUUUUUUUUUUUUACUCACUGUUCAUCAGUGACGGACACGUGACCUGUGGAGGUCAAAGAACCACUGGAACAAUCAAGAAUGGAGAGAAAUUAAAUAAGUGCUGUUUGGAUUUAUUUCACUGAGACUUGGGAUUACUUGAAAGUACGGAGCACAUAGUAAAAGACUACAGAGGGAUGGAUUUUGCCACAGAAAAGAGUGAGAUCGCGUAAGUGACUGCACUUAGAAGGCCUGAAACACUUGACCCCAUUUUGUCAGAGGGUCAGUCUGCCUUCUUUUGUUUUAAAGUAUUUCAAACCAAUCAGCUUCAAGUGUCAUUUUAUACAGUUCUGAUGCAUUACUGUCAAUGUUUAAAUUUUUAUAUGUGGAGUUCAGAUUUUUUUAAGUGUUAUUUUUUAUCAUAGGUAUUAAUUGCAGUUGCCGGCCUGCGUCCUUGAAAGGUGUUGAGUUGCUGUAAGGGAUGAAAAGAUCAUUUACUCUAAUUUUUUUUUUUCCAAUGUUACUGUAAAUAAAGCCUUUACUUGCAGCUUUGAUUACAACUGCGCUCAAUGUAAACCUCACUGCAUCUAACUCUUGUACAAAAUGUGCACUAACCAAAAAUAAGAUCAGUUGCAAUGACAUUCAGAGAGAAAAUGCUGAGUAUUUGUCCUGCACACACACCUCCUGGGACUGGCUUCAAACUGAAUUUUCUUUGCAUUUGCUGCUCUGUAUUUUACAUUUUUAGGGAAGUGAACGACAUCAUUAGGCUAUCAAUCUCUGUAGUAUGAAACCAGCACUCCGAAGCAACAUUCAAUGUUGUGUUGUCUGCAUAUUUGGCCUUGAUUAGGUCUGUCGGUGGCCACCAGUCCUCCUGCCAGGAUAUGGCAACUCGCUUUGUGCCUCAUUAUGAUGUGUGUUGACGUACUGAAGCCGCGUCCCGCGGCAUCAGAUGUUAAGCAGUCAGUCCGAGAUUCUGGUUUUCCGCUUGGUUUGUUACCUGUUUAGCCAGAUCCGGACUUCAGGAGCUUGAGUCCUGCUGCUCUUCUGGGACAACGUUUUUCAGAUGGUAAAACUACUUUAAAAGUCACAACGAAAGACCCUGAAUCAGACUGAUGGCUGUAUCUUUCUAGGCCUCUACUGACAAUAUGACUUUGGCCUGUGGCGGAUGUUGACAUUCAGCUCUUUUUAAGGGGGAAUGAGUUUUAUCAUUCACUCCAUGUACUCUUAAGUGUGAAGCAUGUGUUAAGCACAGUGGGGGGG